This is a messenger RNA of Archocentrus centrarchus (flier cichlid), 769 nucleotides long. RefSeq names its product phospholipase A2 inhibitor and Ly6/PLAUR domain-containing protein-like. The record is from RefSeq and is a predicted model, not a curated record. NCBI's taxonomy places the organism in Eukaryota, Metazoa, Chordata, Actinopteri, Cichliformes, Cichlidae. Bases 29 to 769 code for a protein of 246 amino acids. The transcript is spliced from 6 exons.
AAUCCACAGUACUGACCUGUUCAUCAGGAUGAAAUUGAUCACUUCUCUGAUUCUCCUCUGGGCACUCUCCAGCACAGCUGGAGCCCUUCAGUGUCAAAACAGCACAAGUGCAACUUGUUCAAACCUAGUUUCAUGUUCCUCAGAGACGAUGUGUGUCACAGCUACAAUUCUAGCUUUUUCAUCUGGAACUUCAGUAACACAAAUCUACAAGGGAUGUGCAUCUUCCUCCCUGUGUCUAGCCACGGGGAAUCAGACAUUUUCAGUUAAUCUGGGUGUUCAAAGUGCUCUCGCAUCUGCCAUGUGCUGCAACACUGAUAACUGCAACUCAGAAACUCUGGCUCCCCCUGCUCUUCAGUCAAAUAAUGGUCGAGUUUGUAAUGUUUGUGACCCCUCCACCUCUCAAUGCACUUCUACAUUACAAUGUCAGGGAGUCGAGGAGCAAUGUUUUGAAUCAAUGAUGAACAGCAACGCCAAAAUUUUUCCCGCUUUUGGCUGUGCAUCUAAAAACCUGUGUCUAGCUGCUAUGAGCCUGCGUUCUCUGCCUUUCAUGCAAAACGUUGGUAACAUAAUCGAUGGACCAAAGUGUUUUCCAUCUACAACAACUGCAGCACCAACAACCACCACAACCCCAGCUACAAGUGCAGCAGGUACAACCAUUGGAGAUACAACCGUUGCCCCAGCUACAACCCUGCCCCAGCUACCACCGUUGCCCCAAGUACCACAGCUGCCCCAGCUACCACAGCUGCCCCAGCUACCACUGCUGCUAUAG